ACCGACCCUUUGAUUGCCUGACACAGUGUGGCGUUUGUUCUCGUGGCAGGAUGAGGAGGUCGGGUUGACCGGCUCGCAUAGGCAUCUCCUCAUAGCCAUUGGCCGAUGGAUUCCUGGUGCCAUCCCAUGGUGGCCGCAGGACGAGCGCAGCGGCACCGUCAUCCGUGGCGUCUUCCUCCCGUCCUCUAGCUCGUGUGCACCGGAGGAUUAUGGGUUUCGCCUUCGGCGAGGGGUCUAGGGUUUUGAAUUCCUCUUCCUCCAAUUUGAGACCCCUCACAAUGUCUUCCGCUUGUCGCUCCCUUACCCUUCCCCCGCUGACUCCCCUUCCCUCGCCAUCUAGAGCUCGGUCUUCCUCAAGAACCGUCUUUUCUCCCCCUUCGACAUCUCUUGGCUUCCGCGGCGUUCGAUCGUUAUCAUCUCGCAGAGCUCCCAAGAAGAGAUGGAGGCUCGGUGAUGUAUCGUGUUUUAUGCACGAAGAGGAGGAGGGAACGUCGUCCAGCGAGAGGGGAUUCGGGUUUAUGGAAAUUAAGGGAGGCCAAGAAUCCGGCGAGAUUAAGUUGGACGAGACAAGCAAGGAAAACAGGGGCUGGAUUUCAAGAAUUCAAAAGGUAUCACACAGGAUUUUUAUUUUUAAUGGUAAUUCUUGGACGGUACCAUGGACGGUGGAGACGAUUGUCCAGGUUAUGCUUCUUUGGAUUGCUUCAUUCUGGUUUGUGGGAUCCUGGAUAAUUCCAUUCUUGGCUCAUGCUGCUGGUUUCAGCAAGGAGUCAUUGACACACCGAGGUCAGGCCUUAUAUAGCCUUCUUACUGAUGUAGCCGAAGGUUUAGCUGGAAUUGCGAUCCUCCACCGAUGUCUUGCUAGAUUCCGUCCCCUUCCAUCAGGCUGGUUUCAGUUCAGUUUGAAAGGUUGCUGGCACUUUGAUGUCGCUCUGGGGUGCCUACUCUUUCCAUUGGUCAAUUUUCUAUCCCAGAUCAACAUCAACUUGGUUCCAGUUCUCCCUGCCCCUCCAGUAGGAGUCUCCAGUGUUGAGCAAUCAAUUUUGGCUCGUGAUCCUGUGGCCAUGGCUCUUUAUGCUGUUGUGGUCUCGGUCUGUGCACCUGUCUGGGAGGAAAUUGUAUUCCGUGGCUUUCUUCUCCCUUCACUCACCAGGUACAUGCCACUGUGGGGGUCAAUUUUGGUAAGUGCAGUUGCUUUUGCACUUGCACAUUUUAAUGCACAGAGACUACUUCCAUUGGUAUUCCUUGGGGUAGUGAUGGGAGCUGUAUUUGCAAGAUCAAGGAACUUGCUGGCUUCAAUGCUAUUACAUAGCCUAUGGAAUGGCUUUGUCUUCUUGGACCUUAUGAAAUGAUUAAACCAUUUUGUACCAUUAAUGACAUCUGAUAUCUUUUCAAUUCAAUCCAUGAUGUUUAAUUUGA
Messenger RNA from Musa acuminata subsp. malaccensis (wild Malaysian banana), 1416 nucleotides. RefSeq lists its product as uncharacterized. The record is from RefSeq and is a predicted model, not a curated record. Gene Ontology annotation, cellular component: membrane. Gene Ontology annotation, molecular function: metalloendopeptidase activity. Gene Ontology annotation, biological process: CAAX-box protein processing. NCBI's taxonomy places the organism in Eukaryota, Viridiplantae, Streptophyta, Magnoliopsida, Zingiberales, Musaceae.